Molecule: messenger RNA, 2295 nt
Organism: Aspergillus ochraceoroseus IBT 24754
Lineage: Eukaryota; Fungi; Ascomycota; Eurotiomycetes; Eurotiales; Aspergillaceae
Product: RpoN/RPB10 RNA polymerase subunit family protein
Exons: 8
Coding region: 1-2295 (764 amino acids)
Biological process (GO): transcription by RNA polymerase I; tRNA transcription by RNA polymerase III; transcription by RNA polymerase II
Cellular component (GO): RNA polymerase I complex; RNA polymerase III complex; RNA polymerase II, core complex
Molecular function (GO): DNA binding; DNA-directed RNA polymerase activity; zinc ion binding
Source: RefSeq, a predicted model, not a curated record
AUGAUCAUCCCUGUUCGGUGUUUCUCUUGCGGCAAGGUCGUCGGAGACCUUUGGGAGAGAUACCUGCAGCUCCUUGAUGAGGGAAUCCCUGAUGGAGAUGCAAUGGAUCAGCUUGGCUGCAAGCGUUACUGCUGCCGCAGGAUGAUAAUGACACACGUUGAUUUGAUCGAGAAGCUUUUACGCCCAUCCUCUGGGUCCCCAGACUACCGCGAUCACUACGCAAUCCUCUCCCUCGGUCUAUGCAUGUUCAGAUAUCUGGGCAUGUCUUGCUCUUCAUCCAUCUUCGUCCAUGCGCAAAGGCAGCAGUCCGUUGAGCAACGCCUCCCUGUGCCGACCACAGGGCUCUUAGACAACCCGCAUCCAUCUCUACUAAUAUCGACACCUAAUGGAGCUUCGUACGCAUCUGGUGACAGCUCUGAUGAAUAUGAAGCUAAGCGCAUACCAACAUCUACCGCGCAUAAAGCGCAACCGCGUACAACUCCGCCCCAACUUAUAGUUGAAACAGCGCGUUCAACAUCGAAUCACUCAAGCACUAGAUCAGAUGAAGAGGAGCCACCAAAAUCUGUGAUACAUGCACCCGCUGGCUUUAAUGAAUUUAAAUCAGAUGCUCCGCAAGCCAACAACGACAUGCCCAUAUCCCCAGAAGAUGCGAGUUCGUCUUCAGACUCUGGGCUAAAUAUAAGGGUUAUACCAGCUAACGAUCAGGAACGGAUAGGAAAAAAAAUUUCCAAUAGCCCAAUAUCACCCCCUCCAAUCACUACCAGCGUCGAACCUGUGAAAGAUUGGUCUGGGAGAGCGACGCCACGAGCACAGACAAGACAGGACUUUGAUGACAUCGACCGACGGUCGCACUCCAGUAUUCUUGAAGGUAAUUUAGACUCCUAUCAGAAUGACAUAGCCCUACAACACAUGGUUAACAGCCUGCUAGACAUACCCGAGGGCAUCGAUAGCAUAGGGAAGGUCAACUUGGAAGCAGAUCAACUCGGCGAUAAACUGGGCCUAAAAGCUGAAUACUUCCCCGGAGGAAAUGCGGAAAUUAAGGCUUUGCACGCAGCCCUCGUUGAGUGCUGGUCUCUCUGUAAUACUUUGGCCACCCUGAGUUUUAUCCACCGAAAGCGUCUUAAUUUCACAGAUGAUACGCAGGAGGAGGAGGCCUGGAAAUCAUGCUGGCGGCUAUGUCAACAGCUAUAUGACAGCCAGGAUGAUGAUUUUGCGUCACAAGUCCAUCCAACCCUGGAUCUAUGUCGAGACUUCUGCCAAAGCCUAUUCGAUACCAGGGCUCGAGACAAUGAAAUCUCAGACUCGGUCCUUCGUGUCAGCUUUGAGUUGAAUAACCAUUUGUAUAACACACAUGACCGAAACCUGCCGGACGCCUUUAGGGAAAGAACAUUGGACUUUUAUAUCACUUUAUGCCACCGCCUGAUGAAGCAAAGGACUCGCGUGGCCGAAACAGAUUCUCUAUUAAGUGCCUGCUGGUCAUUGGCUGAGAUGCUGUUCAGUAUACGCCAGAGUAAAAAAGAGGGACGGCAAAUAGAUGAGGAAUUGCUGGGCUCCGCGGUCCAGGCAUGCUGGGAACUUUGUGAUAUCUUCAGGGAAGGUUGGACGCAAAGGAGCUUGCGGAAUUCCGACCGUGGAACCCCUCGCCCCAGCCAGGCAACAUUUACGCUUGUCGAACCGCAGGCAAAGCAGCCACCUGACCCUGCCCGUGCCGAUGAGGUACAAUCUCAGCACAAGAACCCUGAGACCCCAACAACCAUAUUUGAAGAUAUUGGUAUGGUUUCGCCAGAAGAGGACCCCGUCCAAAAUAUUUUCGUAUUAGGCCAGGGAAGGCAGCAAGCUGCACUCGCAAAUUGGUCCUCCAAUUCGUCGAGCGUUUCAGGAAGAACCCAGUCGUCGGAAAAAACAUCCUCAACAAACACGGUAAUAACAUUAUCCAAUGAUACAAAUAUCGCAAACCUUAGGGUUCUGAUAGCUAAGGCCGCGAUAGAUAGCGGUUUCCAACGCGCGGGUUCGCAAAGUCUCUCGUCAUUUGUGAAGCUACUCUCUUCAGAUGCAUUCGGGUCAGCGCCCUGGCAAAUCUCCCUACUCAAGCAUUAUAAGCGACUAGUCGGGUUCGAACCGGCAUUUCGAAGCAUUGGCGCCCCGGCCCGAACAAGCGCUGUGGAUGUAGCAAGGUCAGUACAACUGAUGGUCCAGAGUGGACAGUAUCUUUGGCUUCAGGAUCUCUAUCGCCUUGUUUUUGGCUUCCGCGUAGAGGAGGCAGGGAACCGUGCGGGCAUAUUGUUACAGACAUAG